AUGAUAGAUAAUCAAGUUUGGAUAUCCGUUUCAGCCAUUGCUUUAACAAUAUCUUCAGCUGGAACCAUCGGAGGCGGUGGUCAUGGAGGAGGAUUCGGAGGAGGAUAUGGUGGAGGUUUUGGAGGUGGGCAAAGAGGUGGCUUUGGAGGUGGACACGGCGGUGGUGGCUUCGGAGGUGGUGGUGGAUUCGGAGGCGGAGGAUUUGGAGGAGGCCACGGUGGAGGAGGAGGUGGAUUUGGUGGAUUUGGAGGUGGCGGAUUCGGUGGAGGACAUGGUGGAGGAGGAGGUGGAAAAACUGUUGUCAUACCUGUUAUUAAGCAUAUUCCUGUCGUACAACACGUGCCAGUUGUAGAGCAUAUUAAAGUAGUAACUAAGGAAAGUGGUGGAGGAGGCUGGAAAGGAGGAUUAGGAGGAGGCUCUGGAGGAGAUAUCGGUGGAUUUGGUGGCGGUGGAGAUUUUGGUGGUGGUGGUCUUGGGGGUUGGUCGGGAGGAGGUCUGGGAGGAGGCAUAGGUGGAGGCUUCGGAGGGGGCCACGGAAGUGGAUGGUUGAUGGGUGGAGGUUUAGGUGGAGGACAGGGAGGCUGGUCCGGUGGAGGACAGGGAGGCUGGUCCGGUGGAGGACAGGGAGGCUGGUCCGGGGGAGGUGGAGGAGGUUUCGGUGGUGGUGGUGGACAUGGAGGAUGGGCUAGAAGCAGUGGAAGACCAAUAAUUGCUCACGGACUUGGAGGAAACAUCAGAGGAUGGUGGUAAAUGCUUAUUCAACAUUAAUAGAUAUUCAAAGCAUAAAUUUGGGCGACGAUCCAGAAGCUUAUGAAGUUCUUGUACGAUUGUUGAAACUGAAGUUACUUUGUAUACCUAUAACGGAUAUUGUUGCAGAAUAAAUAUGAGAUUUACUCCUU
Messenger RNA from Stegodyphus dumicola, 899 nucleotides. RefSeq lists its product as uncharacterized. The record is from RefSeq and is a predicted model, not a curated record. Lineage: Eukaryota; Metazoa; Arthropoda; Arachnida; Araneae; Eresidae.